GCCAAACAACACCGAAUGCGUGCCGCCUCGUUAGCCGGAACCGGGUCUGAGCACCACGGGUCUGGGUCUGGGAACGCGACUGUCGGUCGAGCCGGUGGACUUGAUAUGAUGUCAGAUUUGCAACGUGUCCUGGCUGCGCGUCGACGUGCCAAAGAGGCUGAGGAAGGUGGAAGUGCCGAUGGCAGUGCAGCUGGAGGUGAUCAACCUGGUCAGCAGGGAUCCAAUGCGACUUCACGCUGGCCCGCUGGCUCAACUCAGUCCGGGAACACAUCUGUAACGAACAGUUCCAUACCCCCAGUACCACCACUAACCAGCACUGCUUCCUCCGGUAAUAAUGCUACCAGCUCCUCAUCGAUUGUCCCUGGAUUCGCCACAUUGCGUAAAAACUCCAGUGCUGUGCUAGAUGCGAUGAACGGGAAUUCGGCCAUUACAAACGGGACAAACUCGGGCAACGGUUGCUCCGCCACGUCGGCUGCGACAGGCAUGCUGUCUCGUGCUGAUCUCGAGGCUUUCAAACGUGAACUCAUGUCAGAGUUCCGACGGGAAGUUCAACAGCUCAAAAAUGAUGUGAUCGAAGGUUUGUGGAUUGUCUACCUUUUCACACUGUACCAGUAA
Echinostoma caproni is the source of this 615-nucleotide messenger RNA. Lineage: Eukaryota; Metazoa; Platyhelminthes; Trematoda; Plagiorchiida; Echinostomatidae. The record is from the annotation of a GenBank genome assembly.